GAGAGCCUAUGACACAGCUCUCUUCCUCUGACUCGCUCUUUUGCUCUUUCUCACUGAAAAAUGCCUGGACACUCCUAAAAGCAUUCAGUCCCAUUUGGGGAUUUUUUUAACCACAGAGGGUAAUUCCUGCUCCAUCCCUGUUGUGACUCAGCUGUGACGUUGAACCACACAAAUCAGAGAGAAGAUAAAGUCAUCAGAAAGCGUGGCCCGGGCCAGAAUCCACCUCUCCCCAGACUUCACAGGGCUGUUCUUCUGCGCUGGAGCAGCACAGACAGACUCUCUGGCUACCUGGAACCCCAAGAUGGCCUCCAGCUCUGGCAGCAGUCCCCGCCCAGCCCCUGAUGAGAAUGAGUUUCCUUUUGGGUGCCCCCCUGCUGCCUGCCAGGACCCAUCAGAGCCCAGAGCUCUCUGCUGCUCAGCUUGUCUCUCUGAGAACCUGAGGAAUUGUGAAGAUCCAAUCUGUCCUAAAUGCAAACGGGACAACCUCCAACCUGUGAACCCAGGAAGCCUUCUGACUCUGGAGAAGGUUCACCCUGAAGUGACCGAGGCUGGAGUUGCAUGUCUCUUUGCAAGUGUUGGCUGCUCCUUCAAGGGGAAUCCACAGUCCAUGAAGGAGCAUGAAGCCACCUCUCAGACCUCUCACCUACACCUGCUGCUGGGAUUCCUGAAGCAGUGGAAGUCCUCGCCAGGCUCCAACCUGGGCUUCACAUCCAAGGGCCUGGAGCAGAACCUGUCAGAUCUGCAACUUCAGGCUGCCGUAGAGGUGGCAGGAGACCUGGAGGUAGACUGCUACCGGGCGCCCUGCUGUGAGAGCCAAGAGGAACAGGCCCUGCAGCAGCUCCUGAAGGAGAAGCUGCUGGCCCAGCUGGAGGAGAAGCUGCAAGUGUUCGAGAACAUUGUCGCCGUCCUCAAUAAGGAGGUGGAGGCCUCCCACCUGGCACUGGCUGCCUCCAUCCACCAGAGCCAGCUGGACCGUGAGCACAUCCUGAGCUUGGAGCAGAGGGUAGUGGAGUUGCAGCAGACCCUGGCCCAAAAAGAUCAGGCCCUGGGCAAGCUGGAGCAGAGCCUGCGACUCAUGGAGGAGGCUUCCUUCGAUGGUACCUUCCUGUGGAAGAUCACCAAUGUCACCAGGCGAUGCCAUGAGUCAGUGUGUGGCAGGACUGUCAGCCUCUUCUCUCCAGCUUUCUACACCUCCAAGUAUGGCUACAAGCUGUGCCUGAGACUGUACCUGAAUGGGGAUGGCUCAGGCAAGAAGACCCACCUGUCCCUGUUCAUCGUGAUCAUGAGAGGGGAGUACGAUGCCCUGCUGCCCUGGCCUUUCCGGAACAAGGUCACCUUCAUGCUACUUGACCAAAACAACCGUGAGCAUGCCAUUGACGCCUUCCGGCCUGACCUGAACUCAGCCUCCUUCCAGCGGCCUCAGAGUGAGACCAACGUGGCCAGCGGCUGCCCGCUCUUCUUCCCCCUCAGCAGGCUACAGUCACCUAAGCAUGCCUAUGUGAAAGACGACACAAUGUUUCUCAAGUGCAUCGUGGACACCAGUGUUUAGGGACGGCGGGCCCUGGAGGACACCAGUUCAGACUGAGGGGCACUUAGCUAGAUAGUGAAUGGCAUGUCCUUGGAGCCCACAGUCCAAGAAAAGGAUGAACUGAGGCUGGCUUGAUGAAAGGAACUUGCAAGUUGGCUGUUGUGUUCGGCUGGAGGGACUUGGGUAAUGCCUUCAGAGGCAGAGCAUCCAGAAGGAGGAAGAAUUGCUCCCUACACACAGACCACACACCACCAGGAGGCCAGCACACCAGGAGGGCCGGAAUAUUGGGACCAGCUUUGGUUAAGAUGGGGAGACUGGCCUGAGGUAGAAACAUAGCCAAGGCUAUAGGGCUUGAGUAGAGGAGCCCUCAGGCUAGAAAGCUCUGUGUAGGUCAAGAGAACUGGAAAUAUAUGUUUCCUCUCCCUGAUCAGGCUCAGAACCAGGACCACGGGGCAGAAGGGGUGGGAUCCAGUAUGAAUUCAGCCUGUCCAGGCCUGGAUUGAGUUCCUCAUUACUAGAUGUUAACAGGUAAAUUCAGAAGCUGUAUUCGGGAAGGCGUGAGGGCUACAUUUGAAGAUGUUUAAUGUCCUUUACAGACAAUAAAAAACUGACUGCCAAGCUUGCUGGGCCAGGUGAGGCCUUACACCCACGGAGGAAUCGGGGAACUUUCAGGAGCCUCAUCCCCUCCAACUCCUCAGGAGAAACCAGGUCAUUGUGAGCUCCUAGGAGCUGCAGGAGGGAUGUGGGGAGGAGGGAGCAGGCAUCAAUUUUCUGCUUCUCUGCCUAGAGCCCCAGAACGGAUGCGGCUCUGAGCCACCGACAGAGGUUGUCCUUUUAAAUUUGUAUGAAAACAGAGCUUUAAAAAAAGAUUCUCCAAGUUUUCACUGGGUGUGUGGUGCCUGAAAAAGCCAUUGCUGGGGUCAAGGUGGUUUUGCUGGUGGCUUCGGAGACCACUAUGCUGACAAGAAUGUCCCCCCUUGGCCUAAGCCUCCUCCCCUUGUAAUGGAGACCCACCCAGCCUGCCUCCCACACUGCCAUCCUCAAGGGACAGGCCACCCAGGAGAGACAGAAGGAAUC
This is a messenger RNA of Nannospalax galili (Upper Galilee mountains blind mole rat), 2605 nucleotides long. It is a transcript of the gene Traf1, whose product is annotated as TNF receptor associated factor 1. Lineage: Eukaryota; Metazoa; Chordata; Mammalia; Rodentia; Spalacidae. Gene Ontology annotation, cellular component: cytoplasmic side of plasma membrane; plasma membrane signaling receptor complex. Gene Ontology annotation, biological process: protein K63-linked ubiquitination; tumor necrosis factor-mediated signaling pathway; positive regulation of JNK cascade. The record is from RefSeq and is a predicted model, not a curated record. The transcript is spliced from 7 exons. Gene Ontology annotation, molecular function: ubiquitin protein ligase binding; tumor necrosis factor receptor binding; zinc ion binding. The coding region runs from base 302 to 1549 and encodes 415 amino acids.